This is a messenger RNA of Octodon degus (degu), 421 nucleotides long. RefSeq names its product 6.8 kDa mitochondrial proteolipid. The transcript has a single exon. Lineage: Eukaryota; Metazoa; Chordata; Mammalia; Rodentia; Octodontidae. The record is from RefSeq and is a predicted model, not a curated record. Gene Ontology annotation, cellular component: mitochondrion. The coding region runs from base 88 to 270 and encodes 60 amino acids.
CAGCAGGCCCCGCGCGGCACCCGCGCAGUCGGUGACCUUCCCGGUUGAGCGGUGUCCACCGAGGCCUGGGCGGUUGGUCCUGCGGAGAUGCUUCAAAGCUUAAUUAAAAAUGUCUGGGUCCCUAUGAAGCCGUACUAUACCCAAGUCUACCAGGAGAUCUGGAUAGGAAUGGGGUUGAUGAGCUUCAUUGUUUAUAAAAUCAGAAGUGCAGAUAAAAGAAGCAAAGCCUUAAAAGGUUCAAGUCCUGCGCCUGCUCACGGUCACCAUUAACCAGUUCUCGAGUACCCACGAGAUGAAGCCUCAGUCUGCCUGUAAAUUUAAGCAAGCUGUGUUAGAUGGGAGCACAGAAUGUCACUGUACACCUCCAUCAGCAGCGUUCACUCUGCGGCAUGAAUAAACGCACCUGUGAGGUGCACCACCC